CUCAUUAAAUUUUAAGCACAUUCUCAUAUUCGUUAGUCAACUGGUAAAAUUUUAUUUUAGAGACUAUUUUGUCUACGUUAUAGUUUUUGCAUUAUACGAACAACUAAAAAAGAUCGCACCAAUUUUUGCCAGACUUCAAACAACAGCUAGGAAACCGCCUUUCAAAACUCGGCCAUGGGUUCGUCUGCAGAAGAGAGGAGAAGAUGGGACGAAGUCUUCACUAACUAUGACGUGCAUAGACAGAACUUCAUCACGAUAGACACGUUCAAGCGCCUGUUGCACGAGGGGGGCUUGAGGGAGGAGUUGGCGCCCGACAGGAUCAAACACCUGCUGGACUUCGCCGACAGGAACCAGGAUGGAUACCUCACUCGGCAGGAGUUCCUCGACUUCAUGAUGGGCAAUACGACAACAGACGAGGACGUGAGGAUGAGUGAAGAUGUUAGGCAGAUGAGGGACAAAGUGAGGAAGAGGUUCAGGGGCAGACUGGCCAAUGUGGCCAUGCGGGAGGCACUGUUGAGUGACAGCCGCAUGCAGACAUACACGGACGUCAUGUCCGAAGAUGGAUGGAUCCCAGUCUUCAUACCACUCAUAUCGCUAGCCGAACUGAUAGUGUUCAUCUACUACUGCGUGGACAUGGGCGAGAUAGGACUGACUGAGCCAGUGCCCAUCCAAAGUAUCUUCAUCUUCAACCCCAGCAAGCACGUCGAAGUGUGGAGAUUCUUCACCUACUUACUAGUACAUGCAGGGAUUGAGCACAUUGGAGCAAACUUGAUAUUCCAGCUGGUAGUGGGCAUACUUCUGGAAAUAGUGCAUGGACCCAUUCGCAUGAUCAUCAUCUACUUCACAGGAGUCAUGGCAGGGUCUCUGGCGACUGCGGUGAUUGACCCCAACGUGUAUCUGUGCGGUGCCUCAGCAGGAGUCUACGCCUUACUUGCAGCGUACCUCGCCAACAUAGUCAUGAACUGGAGCGAAAUGAACUGGCUCUUCCGACUGAUUCGAUUGCUUCUGCUGUUUCUUUACGCCACCGUUGACAUCGGUACCGCUCUGUACAGACGUUAUGGCUCUGAUGCUGUGAACCCCACUGCGUAUAUGGCCCAUAUAUUCGGAGCCAUAGCCGGGUUCCUGGUGGGCAUAGUCAUUCUGAGGAAUAUCAAGAAGAAGCUGCACGAACAAGUACUGUUCUGGAUUGCACUUUGUAUAUACAUCAUCAUGGAUGUGCUCCUGUUGUGUAUCUACAUUGGAAUUGAACUCAACAAAGAAGACUGAUCUCGCAGUCGGAAGAUCAGAUGGUCGAAACGGUUUCAGUGUUGAAAUGGAAUUCUUCGAAUGUAGUAUUUAUAUUCAAUGUUACUUUACAAUGCACCACUGCUAUUGAGGUCAACGGAAGGCACACAAUAAAAAUAUAUGCCCACAAUAUUCAAGAGCUCUUCCCUUAUGGAUCUAUCCUCAUUUUUUUACUGUCCAAAUUGCGAAAUUGAUCGAAAUUUAAUCCCACUCGAAUUGCCUUCAAACUUCUUUUUGAUGAGUUAAAUCAAAACUUCGCCUUAAAGAGAGCAGAUUUUAUCCAGUUCUGAACAUAAAUCAUUAUUACUAAAAUUAUCUUUUAUAUUCAAAUAGUGAAAUUGUGAAUUAAUUAUUUCGAAAUUGUUAAACGGUGUUAUUACCCUUGCGAUAAUUGGAUGUUGCCAUGUAUUUCUUGACUCUUUCCUUAACAUGCUUUGUGUGUAAAAAUGAAUCGCUUCAUGUGUUCGCAGUGAUCUUUUUCAAAUUUAACCGUUUUCCCACAGGUGCGGAUCUGCUUCGGGUUUUGGCUGUUCAGAUAGUCACCCUUAAUGGAGGCUUUGGAUAAAAAUGAUGUGGUUAACUUAACCGAAAUAAAAAGCAACCUUUUUGAAAAGAAAGCUCGAGCAAAAAAAUUGGUCCUUAA
This is a messenger RNA of Symsagittifera roscoffensis, 1927 nucleotides long. Its product is annotated as rhomboid-related protein 2-like. Gene Ontology annotation, molecular function: calcium ion binding; serine-type endopeptidase activity. The record is from RefSeq and is a predicted model, not a curated record. The transcript is spliced from 9 exons. Gene Ontology annotation, cellular component: membrane. Lineage: Eukaryota; Metazoa; Xenacoelomorpha; Acoela; Convolutidae. The coding region runs from base 175 to 1266 and encodes 363 amino acids.